AUGGUUCGAGAAGGGAUUGUGCUUGGACACAAGAUUUCCGAGAAAGGGAUCGAGCUCGAUCGAGCUAAGGUGGAUGUCAUGUUGCAGCUCCCUGUUCCCAAGACUGUGAAGGACAUAAGGAGUUUUCUGGGUCAUGCAGGGUUCUACAGAAGAUUCAUCAAGGAUUUCUCAAAGAUAGCAAGACCCUUGACAAGGCUUCUGUGCAAGGAGACAGAUUUUGAGUUUGAUGAAGAAUGCCACAAGUCUUGGACCUUGCUGAAGGAUGCUCUGCAAGUGCACAGGUUAUGA
Messenger RNA from Microthlaspi erraticum, 288 nucleotides. NCBI's taxonomy places the organism in Eukaryota, Viridiplantae, Streptophyta, Magnoliopsida, Brassicales, Brassicaceae. The record is from the annotation of a GenBank genome assembly.